Molecule: messenger RNA, 1138 nt
Organism: Zingiber officinale
Lineage: Eukaryota; Viridiplantae; Streptophyta; Magnoliopsida; Zingiberales; Zingiberaceae
Product: protein DEHYDRATION-INDUCED 19 homolog 2-like
Exons: 6
Coding region: 116-733 (205 amino acids)
Source: RefSeq, a predicted model, not a curated record
GCGUCUCCAUCUCUGCUCUCCUCUUGUUUCCUUCCAUCCGAACCCAAACUAACCCCCGUCGCCUCCUCUUCUGGUUUAUAGGGUUUCUUCCCGGCCCCGAUCGUCGAACGGGCUGAUGGAGACCGAUUCGUGGAGCCGCUUCCUUGCUUCCUCCAAGCGUCGUCAAUCGGCUCUGCAAUCGCGAUAUGAUGCGCGCUUUGGGUCGGAUGAGAUGGAAGGAGGGGAGGACGAGUCCCGGGCGGAGUUCGCUUGUCCGUUCUGCGGCGAGGAUUUCGAUAUUGUGGGGCUUUGCUUUCACAUCGACGACGAGCAUCCGGUCGAGGCUAACAAUGGGGUUUGCCCUGUUUGUGCAGCUAGAGUUGGGACAGAUAUGGUUGCUCACACAACAACUGAACAUGCGAGUAUUUUUAAGAUACAGCGCAGGAGGAGAUUACGCAAAGUUUCCUCAGGAUCACACUCUACUCAUUCUCUGCUAAGAAAAGAUUUACAUGAAGACAACCUUCAGUCACUUUUGGGGGGCUCUUUUGUUACCUCCAAUUCUGCACCUGAUCCAUUGUUGUCAUCAUUCAUUUUUAAUUUGCAUGCAGUAGAUACAUCAGAUGGACAACCUGAAGCCUUGGCUGAAGAAACUUUUGCUGGCAAAGUUUCAGAUGAGAAAUUGGUGGAAAGAUUUCAUUUGUAUGGAGUACUGAAGUCACGGUUCUCUGGAAGUGUUGGCCAUGUGAACACUUGAGCGCUGUGCCUGCUCCAUCUUACUCGGACAAAAACCUAGAGGAGAGUAUUCUGAGGAGUGAGUUUGUGAGGCAGCUAGUGCUCUCCACGAUAUUUGAUGACGACGCAUGAUGUUGAGCAACAGCCAUGGUGGCAUCAGCCUUAGCUACGUUUCAAGAUAAACAAUCUGGACAUCCUUAGGUGGUCGCAAAGCGUAUGUCAAAAUUGAACAAGGUACUGGAUGCAUGGAGUGAUACAUAGGGUGGGUGCUUCUACAAGGUUGUACAUGAGACUGGAGCAUGGAAUUGGGAGUGUUUUGUGGACCUUUUAAUAUCUACCUUUUAGUGGGAUCCUUUGGAGAUUCUAAUAAAUUGUUGAAGUAUUUAUUGCUAUCUAUUUAAAAUAAAUAGUUUGAUGGCUUGUUGUA